This is a messenger RNA of Nothoprocta perdicaria, 3022 nucleotides long. RefSeq names its product membrane associated ring-CH-type finger 5 (gene MARCHF5). NCBI's taxonomy places the organism in Eukaryota, Metazoa, Chordata, Aves, Tinamiformes, Tinamidae. The transcript is spliced from 6 exons. The record is from RefSeq and is a predicted model, not a curated record. Gene Ontology annotation, molecular function: zinc ion binding. The coding region runs from base 31 to 903 and encodes 290 amino acids.
AGCGCAUAAAACACUUUAUCACAGACACCCAUGAAGAUUUGUGCUCUUCCAAACAGCCGGUUGGUGGGUCAUCCUUUGGAACAGUCCUUUUCCAUGGCGAGAAGCUGCUGGGUUUGCUUUGCUACCGAUGAGGAUGAUCGGACAGCGGAGUGGGUGAGACCUUGCAGGUGCAGGGGAUCCACGAAAUGGGUUCAUCAGACUUGUCUACAGCGCUGGGUGGAUGAAAAGCAGAGAGGAAACAGUACUGCUAGAGUUGCUUGUCCUCAGUGCAAUGCAGAAUAUUUAAUAGUAUUUCCAAAGCUAGGUCCAGUUGUUUACGUUUUGGAUCUUGCAGAUCGGCUGAUCUCAAAGGCAUGUCCGUUUGCUGCAGCUGGAAUAAUGGUGGGCUCUAUCUACUGGACAGCUGUUACCUAUGGAGCUGUGACAGUGAUGCAGGUUGUGGGUCAUAAAGAAGGUCUCGAUGUCAUGGAGAGAGCUGAUCCUUUAUUUCUUCUGAUUGGACUUCCCACCAUCCCAGUCAUGCUAAUAUUGGGCAAGAUGAUUCGAUGGGAAGACUACGUGCUCAGACUGUGGCGCAAAUACUCUAAUAAACUACAGAUUUUGAACAGCAUCUUUCCAGGCAUUGGAUGCCCCGUCCCUCGUAUUCCAGCGGAGGCCAACCCGCUCGCGGAUCACGUCUCUGCUACUCGUAUCCUCUGCGGAGCGCUCGUUUUCCCAACCAUCGCCACGAUAGUUGGCAAACUGAUGUUCAGCAGCGUUAACUCAAAUUUACAAAGGACAAUCUUGGGUGGAAUUGCUUUUGUUGCUAUAAAAGGAGCUUUUAAAGUUUACUUCAAACAGCAGCAAUAUUUGCGCCAAGCUCACCGCAAAAUUCUAAAUUAUCCUGAGCAAGAAGGAGCAUAAGGCUGGGACGUCUGAAGUUGUACAGAUUCAUCUGAGAGACUUCCUUGUUGUGUUGAUUCCAUCAUUAUUGCACAGUAGUGGAGAAUUGUGAUAACUUGCUGCUCGUAUUUUUUUUUUCCUUUUAAAAUAAAGCACUGUCUUGUGGCAGGGUAAAAUCUUUCAGCAACCACUGAACCUAAGAAUGUGACUUGUUUUCAUUAUUUGGGGGUAUUUCUGUUGGGCAAGAGGCUUCUGAAUUGCUUUCUUUGAGCCAAAAUGCUGAAUGAAAAGAAAAAGCAUCAACUGCAGAGAACAAAAUAUUUUAAACUGUGUAGCUAAUUAAAAACGUUGGCAUGUCCAAAUGCCUUUCCUAUACUGUGUUUCCAUACCCAGGCAAAUCCAGUUCCUCACUUGAGAUGGGGAUUUUUUGAAAGGAAAUAUGAGUCAUUACCAAGGAGAAGUGAUUGUGGCUUUACUGGCCAAUAAAGGUUUCCUUUUUCUUUCUCUUGAUGUGAAACAGGGAGUGUAAGACAGUGAGAAGACAGAGCAGAGGCAGAUGAUGGAUCACUUUCUAGAGGACCCGUAUAUGUGUCAACUUUAGCCACCAAAGUACUAGGUUUUAAAAUGAGCAUGGCUUGUAGGUGAUUAUUACUGUCCAGGUGUUUCUUAAGCAGUGCCUAGUGUUACUUCUCGUGGCACUUUUGCUGUUUUGUACCUGGUACUAGAUAACAUUGUUUUUCCAUUCACAUAAAUUAGAAGGAGCAGUCAGUUUCAGCCACUUGGUUUGUAAUUAGUUUGGUUUUAGAACAGUUGUUCUGUAAUUUCAAGUGUAUCUGCUGUUCCUUUUGAUUGGGUAAGUAUCUGCACAAGUAAAAAUAGCAGAAAUGUGAGCAAACAACAUUGGACAUUAAAGCAAUGUUUAAACUGACAGACCCCGCUCAGCUCUGCAUCAGGACUGGCCUUUCCCCGGCAGCUCCCCUGGGAGGAAACCAGGCCAGGAGCCUUGGCUGAAGGGGGGGCUGCGCUCCGGGGUUCCCAUCGGAGCGGGGCCCAUUCCUGGGGCUUGGAUGGUGGAAGGCAGCAGCCUGGCUCCUUUCUGUAAGGGAUGGAUAUUAAGUGUGUGAUAACCUAAGUUAAUUUAUUUAUACAGUAAGCUUUACUGUUACAAUAUGUGCGGAGUAGCCUGCUGAGGAAGACAUUAGCACUUCAGUUAUUUGACAUAUUUAUAAACUUAACUUCAACAGAAAUAAACUACAAGAAGCUAAAUUUUGACAAGCGUUAAUAUAGCUAUUUGUCAGACCAGACUUAACCUAGUUUUUAAUACUUGAAGUCCUCGUUUUACCACCUCUUUGUUGUUUUUCUCCAGGUUCUUUUUUUCUUGUUCAUGGUAGGAUGUCAGAUGCACAGGGAAAGGGAAAAACUGUAUUGUAGUGGGAGUAUCUAUAAACAAACCUGGCUCUUCAGCAGAAAAGACGUAAAUACAGAGUGGGCUUCAUAUUUGAUUGCAAUAAUGUAUGUUAGUGACAUUCAAAAUAUGGUACCUUUUCUAUGGUAUGUUUAUCUUAAAUACUGCAAUGUAAUAUUUUAGAAUUGUAUAAAAAUGUAUAUAAUUGCCAACUAGUAUUCAAAAUGACAGGUAUUGCGAAUAAUACAUUCAUAUCAAAUACUUUGAGGUUCUUGCUAUAACUGAAGAAUUACUAUAAUCUUGUAGGUCUGCUGAUUAUAUUUGUCUUAGAGUGGGCUGACUUUUAUAUUAAAUCUUUAAAUAUACAGCAGCAACCUCAGAAAGUUGCUGCUUUCUGUAAGAUAGUCUUAAAACAAUGUAAUACAUUUUUCUUACAGAAUUCCUCAUUUGGAGAACAUCUUUUCAGUGGUCUUCACUGUAUAUAUUUCCAACCAAUUUAUUACUGUUUUUUAAAGUCUCAUGAAGAAUUGAAUGAUGCAAAUUAGUGGUUUUGAAACUUGUUCAAUUGAAAAGCUCAUUGUCUUCUCUGAAAAUUGAAGCUAUUGUAAAAUAUAAUUGCAAAAACACUGUAUGAAUUAUAAAACAAUUUAACUGGGCGACAGAAGGUCAUUUCUUUGAUUACUAUGUUGUAAAUCUUGUUUUUAGUAUUGCAGACUAUAGUCAUGUUGAAUUAGG